Messenger RNA from Hipposideros armiger (great roundleaf bat), 8550 nucleotides. It is a transcript of the gene KDR, whose product is annotated as kinase insert domain receptor. The transcript has 30 exons. Gene Ontology annotation, molecular function: growth factor binding; ATP binding; vascular endothelial growth factor receptor activity. The record is from RefSeq and is a predicted model, not a curated record. Gene Ontology annotation, cellular component: signaling receptor complex; plasma membrane. The coding region runs from base 318 to 4379 and encodes 1353 amino acids. NCBI's taxonomy places the organism in Eukaryota, Metazoa, Chordata, Mammalia, Chiroptera, Hipposideridae. Gene Ontology annotation, biological process: positive regulation of kinase activity; positive regulation of angiogenesis; multicellular organism development.
GCUCCCACCCUCUACUGAGUCCCGGGACCCCGGGAGAGCAGGCAGUGCAUGGUUGUGUUUCCUCUGCCCGCGAGGGGCAUCACUUGCGCGCUACAGAAAGCCCAGAGCUGUCCCGCAGCCGGGAUAUCCUCUCUCUCUCACCAGCACCGGCAGACGCCCCUGCGGCCGCGGCGGGAGCCAGGACACCCUCGCCCCGAGCGCUCCGGAGUCCUGCCCCGAGGCAAGCGUUCCACCUCCACGCCUUCUUCGUGGGGCUGGCCAGGGGAGAAAGAACCGGCGCCCGAGUUCUGGGCACUGCGCCUGGCGCGAGGUGAGGGAUGGAGGGCAAGGCGCUGCUGGCCAUCGCUCUGUGGCUCUGCGUGGAGACCGGGGCUGCCACUGAGGGUUUGCCUAGUGUUUCUCUUGAUCCACCCAGUCUCAGCAUUCAAAAAGACUUCCUUACGAUUAUGGCUAAUACAACUCUUCAAAUUACUUGCAGAGGACAGAGGGACUUGGACUGGCUCUGGCCCAACAAUCACAGUGGUUCUGAGGAAGGAGUGGAGGUGACCGAGUGCAGUGAUGACAACUUCUUCUGUAAGACACUCACAAUUCCGAAAGUGAUCGGAAAUGAUACUGGACCCUACAAGUGCUUCUACAGGAAUACAGACACGGCCUCCGUUGUUUAUGUCUAUGUUCAAGAUUACAGAUCUCCAUUUAUUGCUUCUGUUAGUGACCAACAUGGAGUUGUGUACAUCACGGAGAACAAAAACAAAACUGUGGUGAUUCCAUGUCUUGGGUCCAUUUCAAACCUCAACGUGUCACUUUGUGCAAGAUAUCCAGAAAAGAGAUUUGUUCCUGAUGGUAACAGAAUUUUCUGGGACAGCAAGAAAGGUUUCACUAUUCCCAGCUACAUGAUCAGCUAUGCCGGCAUGGUCUUCUGUGAAGCAAAAAUCAAUGAUGAAAGUUAUCAGUCUAUUAUGUACAUAGUUGCGGUUGUAGGGUACAAAAUUUAUGAUGUGGUUCUGAGCCCCCCUCACAGAGUCGAGCUGUCUGCUGGAGAGAAGCUUGUUUUAAAUUGUACAGCAAGGACUGAACUAAAUGUGGGAAUUGACUUCACCUGGGAAUACCCUUCUUUGAAGCAUCAGCAUCAGCAUCAGCAUCAGAAACUUGUAAACCGGGACCUAAAAGCCCAGUCUGGGACAGGGAUGAAGAAAUUUUUGAGCACCUUCACUAUAGAUAAUGUAACCCGGAGUGACCAAGGAUGGUACAUCUGUGCGGCUUCCAGUGGGCCGAUGACCACGAAAAACAAAACAUUCGUCACAGUCCACGGAAAACCUUUCGUUUCUUUUAAUAGAGGCAUGGAAUCUUUCGUGGAAGCCACGGUGGGAGGCCGUGUUACAGUCCCUGUGAAGUUCCAUGGUUACCCUUCCCCGGAAAUAAAAUGGUAUAAAAAUGGAAGACCCAUUGAGUCUAAUCACACCAUUAAAGUGGGGCAUGAACUGACUAUUAUGGAAGUGAGUGAAAAAGAUACAGGAAAUUAUACUGUCAUCCUUACCAAUCCCAUUUCAAAGGAGAGACAGAGUCACGUGGUAUCUCUGGUUGUGAAUGUCCCACCCCAGAUUGGUGAGAAAUCGCUGAUCUCUUCCAUGGACUCUUACAAGUACGGCACCACCCAAACGCUGACUUGCACAGUCUACGCUGUCCCGCCCCCGAAUAUCAACUGGUAUUGGCAGCUGGAGGAGGAGUGCACCUACAACCCUACUCAAGGUGUAUUAAUGACAAACCCAUAUACUUGUAAAGAGUGGAUAAAGGUGAAGGACUUCGAAGGAGUAAAUAAAAUUGAAGUAAACAAAAAUCAAUUUGCCCUAAUUGAAGGAAAAAACAAAACUGUAAGUACCGUUGUUAUCCAAGCAGCAAAUGUGUCAGCUUUGUACAAAUGUGAAGCGGUCAACAAAGCUGGGAGAGGAGAGAGGGUUAUCUCCUUUCACGUGACCAGGGGUCCUGAUAUCACUCUGCAUCCUGGCCCCCAGCCAACCGAGCAGGAGAGCGUGUCUUUGUUGUGCAGUGCAGACAGAGCUACAUUUGAGAACCUCACAUGGUACAAACUUGGUCCACAGGCUGUGCCCACACCUGGUUGCAAGCACUUGGAUGCUCUUUCGAAAAUGAAUGCUACCAUGUUCUCUAAUAGCACAAAUGUCAUUCUGAUCAUGGAGCUCCAGAAUGCAUCCUUGCAGGAUCAAGGAGACUACGCCUGCUUUGCUCAGGACAGGAAGACCAAGAAAAGACAUUGCGUGGUCAGGCAGCUCACAGUCCUAGAACGUAUGGCACCAAUAAUGACAGGAAAUCUGGAGAAUCAGACGACAAGUAUUGGUGAAACCAUCGAAGUUUCAUGCACAGCAUCUGGGAAUCCCCCUCCACGGAUUUCAUGGUUUAAAGAUAACGAGACACUUGUGGAAGACUCAGGCAUCAUACUGAAAGAUGGGAACCGGAACCUAACUAUCCGCAGGGUGAGGAAAGAGGAUGAAGGUCUCUACACCUGCCAGGCAUGCAAUGUUCUUGGGUGUGCAAAAGUGGAGGCAUUUUUCAUAAUAGAAGGUGCCCAGGAAAAGACAAACUUGGAAGUCAUUAUCCUGGUCGGCACUGCUGUGAUUGCCAUGUUCUUCUGGCUACUUCUUGUCAUCGUUCUACGGACUGUUAAGCGGGCCAAUGGAGGGGAGCUGAAGACAGGCUACUUGUCCAUUGUCAUGGACCCAGAUGAACUCCCCUUGGAUGAACACUGUGAACGCCUGCCUUACGAUGCCAGCAAAUGGGAAUUCCCCAGAGACCGGCUGAAACUAGGUAAGCCUCUUGGCCGUGGUGCCUUUGGCCAAGUGAUUGAAGCAGAUGCCUUUGGAAUCGACAAGACAGCAACCUGCAAGACAGUGGCCGUCAAAAUGUUGAAAGAAGGAGCAACACACAGUGAACACCGAGCCCUCAUGUCCGAACUCAAGAUCCUCAUCCAUAUUGGCCACCAUCUCAAUGUGGUCAACCUUCUAGGUGCCUGUACCAAGCCAGGGGGUCCACUUAUGGUGAUCGUGGAAUUCUGCAAGUUUGGAAACCUAUCAACUUACUUAAGGAGCAAGAGAAAUGAAUUUGUCCCCUACAAGACCAAAGGGGCACGAUUCCGUCAGGGGAAAGAAUACGUUGGGGAAAUCGCCAUGGAUCCUAAACGCCGCUUGGACAGUAUCACCAGUAGCCAGAGCUCAGCCAGUUCUGGAUUUGUUGAGGAGAAAUCCCUCAGUGAUGUCGAGGAGGAGGAAGUUUCUGAAGAUCUCUACAAGAACUUCCUGACCUUGGAGCAUCUCAUCUGUUACAGCUUCCAAGUGGCUAAGGGCAUGGAGUUUUUGGCAUCACGGAAGUGUAUCCACAGGGACCUGGCAGCACGAAAUAUCCUUUUGUCGGAGAAGAACGUGGUUAAAAUCUGUGACUUUGGCUUGGCCCGGGAUAUUUAUAAAGACCCAGAUUAUGUGAGAAAAGGAGAUGCACGCCUCCCUUUGAAAUGGAUGGCCCCAGAAACAAUUUUUGACAGAGUGUACACAAUUCAGAGCGAUGUGUGGUCCUUUGGUGUCUUGCUCUGGGAAAUAUUUUCUUUAGGUGCUUCUCCAUAUCCUGGAGUAAAGAUUGAUGAGGAGUUUUGUAGGCGAUUGAAAGAAGGAACUAGAAUGAGAGCCCCUGAUUAUACCACACCAGAAAUGUACCAGACCAUGCUUGACUGCUGGCAUGGGGAGCCCAAUCAGAGACCCACGUUUUCAGAGUUGGUGGAACAUUUGGGAAAUCUGUUACAAGCUAAUGCUCAGCAGGAUGGAAAAGACUACAUUGUUCUUCCGAUAUCAGAGACUUUGAGCAUGGAAGAGGAUUCUGGACUCUCUCUGCCUACCUCACCUGUUUCCUGUAUAGAGGAAGAGGAAGUGUGUGACCCCAAAUUCCAUUAUGACAACACAGCAGGAAUCAGUCAGUAUCUGCAGAACAGUAAGCGAAAAAGCCGGCCUGUGAGUGUAAAAACAUUUGAAGAUAUCCCAAUGCAAGAACCAGAAGUAAAAGUAAUCCCAGAUGACAACCAGACCGACAGCGGUAUGGUCCUUGCGUCAGAAGAGCUGAAAACCUUGGAAGACAGAACCAAAUUAGCUCCAUCUUUUAGUGGACUGAUGCCCAGCAAAAGCAAGGAGUCCGUGGCAUCUGAAGGCUCAAACCAGACCAGUGGCUACCAGUCCGGGUAUCACUCCGAUGACACGGACACCACUGUGUACUCCAGUGAGGAGGCAGAACUUUUAAAGCUGAUGGAAACUGGCCCACAAGCUGGCAGUGCAGCCCAGGUUCUCCAGCCUGACUCUGGGACCACACUGAGCUCUUCUCCUGUUUAAAAGGAGGCACCCACAUCCCCCAUUCCUGGAAAUCAUGUGAGAGGUGCUGCUCAGAUUUUCAAGUGUUGUUCUUUCCACCACCAGGAAGUAGCCACAUUUGAUUUUCAUUUCAAAAAAAAAAAACAAAAACGAACCUCGGACUGCAGGGAGCUAGUCCCCUAGGCAUUUCCUGACAAGAUGCUUGUGACCCAAGAAUGUGUUUUUGUCUUCUCCCAGUGUUUUCAUUCAUGCGAAAAAAACAUGUAUGAUACCCCCUCCUGUGGGUCUCCCCACAAGUUUUAACAAAAGAAGUUCAAGAGGUGGCUUCGUCCUCCGAGAAGUAGCAUUACCUGGGAGUCGACACCUCUGUAAAACUGGAAGACAAACCAGGCGAUGGAAGUGCUUUAGGUGUUGAAGUUGGGAAAGACCUUUAGGGCUGAGUCCAUCUAAGAAGCUUUGUUUAGGAUGUGGGUCCUGAGCCAAGUCUUAUGUGUGAGGUUUGGACUGACAGAAAGGAAGAUGUUGGCUCGCUUUGAGAGCAGACUGGAGCCUGCAAAUGCGUUGUGUUGGCUCCGGUGGAGGUGGGCAUGGGGUCUGCGACGACAUAUAAAGGCUUCAGACGAGGUUACUGGUUUUAGAAGGUUGCGUGCUCUUCCCAGUUGGGCUAAAGGAGAGUUCCUUGUGCUGUUUCCGACUCCUAAUGAGAGUUCCUUCCGGACUCUUACGUGUCUCCUGGCCAAGCCCCAGGAAGGAAAUGAUGCAGUUCUGGCUUCUGGUCUCCCAGGCUGAUCCUUUAUUCAGACACUACAAAGAACGGACAUUCAGACAGAGGCUCCCUGUCGUGUUGAAGAGUUCUGACUGUAUACACCAGCUUCUGGUUUCUUCUGGAUGAAUACCCACAUAUCUGUCACGAUGCGAUAUGUCUGAGCCUGAACGCAGCAGGUUCAGUGUCAAGCUGUGGUGUCGAGUCUUCAGGAAGGAUUUUAGUAUUUUGUUCCUUCUCCCCUCCCCAUGCCUUCUCCUUCCCAUUCACUCCCAACUAGUCAGUAUUUUAGUAAUUUGGCCUCUACGCCCUAGCGAAAGCUGAUUUGGUUUGUUCACUCUCUGAAUAAUUAUUAGUCAGACUUCGAAAUUAUUUUAUAGCCAAAGUUAUAACAACAUGUAUUGUAUUAUGUAGACUUUUAACAUGUAAAGCUAUUUCUACUGGUUUCUGCCCUUGUUCUUUCCUUUCUAAAAAAAAACAAAAUGUAUUUUUCGUUUGGUACCAUAGUGUGAGAUGCUGAGAACCAUGACUAUAAAACAUGCUAUGGCACAUAUUUAUAGUCUGUUUAUGUAGAAACAAAUGUAAUAUAUUAAAAUCUUAUAUUAUAUAUAAUGAACUUCAUAUUAUUCACAUUUUGGAUCAGUAUUAUGUAGCAUAACAAAGGUCAUAAUGCUUUCAGCAAUUGAUACCAUUUUAUUAAAAAAAACUUGAAAAACUUGAAGGAAUCCCCUUGCAAAGUUGCAUUACUGUACCUAUCAUUUCUAAAAUGGACAAGGAGGAAUCCAACAUAAUUUCCAUGUGGUUGUUUCUAAUUUUUACUUGUUCCCUUGCUCUUCUUAUAAAGGAUCUUUUCAUAAAAUGUUUAUAUACUUGAUAAACCAAUAAAUGUAUUCUUAGUAAAAAAAUACAAUGGUAUAAUACUAACAUAGCUAUUUUGAGGGUAAAUACUUCUGGCUUGAGGUAUAAUUGCUUCUCUCCCUCCCCUUCUUCAUGACACAGAUAAUUCACACACACGCACUCGCAUUACACUCCAAGCACUUUUGAGAUUCUUUUUGUUUUUUUUAAUUAAAGUUUAUUGGGGUGACAAUGGUUAGUCAAGUUACAUAGAUUUCACAUGUACAAUUCUGUACUACAUCAUGGACUGAGAGAUACCCGAUAAGUAUUCUAACAGUAUUUGUGACCCUCCAGUGAACCCCGUGCCUGUUAGAAUAGCCAGCCGUAAAAAUCAGAGGGUGAGAGACCCUGAGACAGUUGGCCAGACUUGGGCAGUGCAGGGAAGCAUGGGGCAUACUGACAGUUUUCCAUAUAAUGUUUUGCUAUAUACUUACAGUGUCAGAACAUCAGAUCUAAGGAUGCCAUUUUCAAUGAUUCCUUUUGCCUGACUUCAGCGAGUGGCAUUAUCUAACAAGUCAUUGGCACAAAUGAGUGGCACUGCUCUUAGUGGUAGUUUUUUAUAUAAGAUUUUGAAAUGUUUAUGUAAUCAAAUAGCCUAUCCUUUUUUUAAUGGCUUCUAGGUUUUUAAAUCUUACCGAGGAAGAUCUUCCCAGUUCUAAAAUAAUCCAAAAUUCUAAAUUUUAUUCUUUUCUAUCUUAUUACAUUUAAAUCCAUUUGGGAUUUAUUUUUGUAUAUGGAGUGAGGUCGGGGUCUCGCUUUGUUUCCUUCAAGCAGCUGCCGAUCGUGGCCUCACCGCUUAUUACAUAUACCUCUGUUUCUCAUGUUUGGGAAAAUAUAUAUUCUAUCAUUUUUCAAGUGCUAUCAUCUCGCUGAGACCUUCUGUACAAUUUUAUGGUGGAGAAGAGGGUGGCUCUGGGCGUGUGUGGUUCCUGGUGAUAGCAUUUACAGAUUAGGCCUUUGGCGGGAUUCAUGCAUUAGGGUUUUCUGACGGAUGCUGUUCAACUACAGGUCAGGCCUGGCCCCUUUCCUGUUAUUACACUCUUGUCUGGUAAAUAAAUGCAAGGAGAGCCUAGGUUAUUCAAGAUGGAGAAGACCUCAGGGAAAAUUUUCUCAUAAUUUUCUUCGUUUUAGGAAAAAGAUUAUGUUUCUGGUAAGCAGCCCCUGGCACUGUUUCCAAUGCCAGGAAUUUGGAUUCAGUUGAAACUUCACACUUUAUAGAGAAAUGCUUUCAGCACCUCAGGCAGAGUGAUUAGGAGGUGAGGUUCGGCCCUCCCCUCCCGCCUCUUCUGUUUUCCACGCCCCUUGUUCUUAGCCCCUUUUCUCUCCUCAUUUGCCCCUGUAUUGAAGAGAACUCAGGGGCUUUUUAAAAUGUUGCCUGCAUGGUCUGAUUUUCAAAGCUUUCAUUGGAGGCAUUUGUUGUGCUGUAGGUGAGGUCAUGCUGUCUCCCCUUGCCUCCUGCCCUCCCUCCUUCUCUCCUUUUACUUAGUUUGUUUAUUCCCUCAUCUCAAACUCCUCUGUCCCUUCACCUUCUGUUUCUUUCUCCUGUCCUAUUCCUCUGCACAUACAGCCCUGCCCCCCCCCGCCCCCCGCCCCAUCCAACCAGGCUUUCUCUUCAGUCAUGUCCACAGGAAAGAUGAGUUGUAGGAGCUUUAUGUUCAUUACCCCGGACUAGGUUUUCCUAUUACCACACAUUCCUUUGUCCUCUUCAAUGAAAGGAAAGAAGAACAGUGAAAAUCUCAAACCCCACAACUUUGUAGUUAGCCCAGUUUUCCUGUCUCUCCUGGCAUGUCUUUCUACCUCUCACUCAGCUAUUUAUCACCAAGAUGAUAAAAUGUAGGCAACCCCCCCCCAAAAAAAAACCCCGAAAGCCUUUGAGAGAGUUCACUUUUCAUACACAUCUUUCCACAUUUGCACGCCCUUUUCCCUAGUGGCAGCAGUCAUGCCAUGUCCACGCUUUCCUGGGAAGGCAGGGAGCACAGCUCAAAGGAGGUACUAAUCAUUUUUAUAAAAUUGCAAUUUCUAAAUGAAUCUGUUCCAUGUAAGGGCUUAGACCUAAGUGAACAUCUGGGCAGUCUUUAUGAAAGCAAUUUUAAGUCCAAUGUUUUGGGGGAAAAGUUACCGAAUACACUUAGGUGAUAAAGAAAUUAAAAAGUUAAAGUCAUUUUCUCUGGUUUUGAAUGGAGACAAAUAGAGAAAUCUGGGAGGAGCAACCUGCAGAGAAAUUUAACAGCAAAGUUGACCUGAAGCUCAGGAGCUAAAGUCAUAGAACAUACCAGCCCCAGCAGAGGUCUGACUCAGAGAUAAGGACUCUGAGUUAAGAAAAACAUAUUCUGAGGAAGACUACUGAUAAGACAAGUGUUACAGUAAACUGUGAUUGAUAUUGAGUAGAUGUUAGUGACAAGACCUCUAAUUGUACCUUAGAUUUUAUGUUCUUUACAACACAUGACCUUUACACAACUUCUUGACACCUGUAAAACAACAUAAAAUUCAGUAACUUCACAAUUUUUUUUGUUUAAAAAUAAAAGAAUGGAAAUA